Molecule: messenger RNA, 668 nt
Organism: Meloidogyne enterolobii
Lineage: Eukaryota; Metazoa; Nematoda; Chromadorea; Rhabditida; Meloidogynidae
Source: the annotation of a GenBank genome assembly
AAUGGGACAACAAGAACCUGAAAUUCCUUCAGAAUUUGCUGUUCGCCAUCCAUUGCAAAAUCGCUGGGCUCUUUGGUAUUUGAAAGGAGAUCGUUCUAAAGAUUGGGAAAAGUGUCUUAAACAAGUUUCUGCUUUUGACACUGUUGAGGAUUUUUGGGCUCUCUACAACCACAUUCAACCUGCUACCGGUCUUGGAUGGUCUAGUGACUAUUAUCUCUUCAAAGAAGGAAUUAAGCCAAUGUGGGAAGAUCCUAACAAUAUUAACGGUGGUCGUUGGCUUGUUCAGGUUGACAAACAAAGCCGCCAAUACAAAUUGGACAAAUAUUGGAUGGAAGUAAUGAUGGCUGUUAUUGGAGAACAAUUUGAGGAAUUGGGAACUUAUAUUUGCGGUGUUGUUGUUAAUGUUCGUCAAAAGGGUGAUAAAGUUGCUUUGUGGACUAGAGAUUCUAAUCUUGACGAUGUCAACAUUCGUAUUGGUUAUAUUCUCAAAGCCAAGCUUGGUCUUCCUGAUAGCGAGACAAUUCGUUUUGAAGCUCACAAAGAAAGUUCUGCUCGAACUGGAUCAACUGUCAAGCCUCAUAUUGUUAUUCCGCCACGUGGGGAUGCUGAAGAGCCGCAGAAGCGCAAACCGGAGCGAGAGCGUACACUUUCUCAAAAUCAGUAAACUU